AUGAAGUCAGGUGUCGUUAGUUAGAAGCAUCUGCUGAAAGAUUUGGAGCAGAAGAAGGUGUCUACUCCGAACCAGACCAACUGUAAUACUGAGUCCGCAGCAGCCCUGGAGGAGGCCAAGACCCCUGGUGCUCCUGGGAGCCCCCAAACACCCCCUGAGCCUCAUGCCCCUGGUAGUUCGCUGCCCCUGACACCCCGGAUAGAGAGCCACUCAGAGGAGGAAGAUCAGACUGGGGCCGGCAGUGGCCUGGGCUGGAACAGGAGGGGCCCCCGGACCCAGAGCCCAGGGGGCAGCUCAGUGGAAGCCGUCCUGGGCCGGAAGAAGCACCGCAGGAGGCCUUCCAAGCGCAAACGCCACUGGAGGCCCUACCUGGAGCUGAGCUGGGCCGAGAAGCAGCAGCGGGAUGAGAGGCAGAGCCAGAGGGCCUCCCGGGUCCGCGAGGAGAUGUUUGCCAAAGGCCAGCCCGUGGCACCCUAUAACACCACCCAAUUUCUGAUGAACGACCGCGACCCUGAGGAGCCCAACCUGGAAGUGCCCCACGGGGCCUGCCACCCGGGCUCCAGCGGGGAGAGCGAGGCCGGGGAAGGCGACGGGCGGGGUCGGGCUCACGGCGAGUUCCAGCAGCGGGAUUUCUCCGAGGCUUACGAGCGCUACCACACGGAGAGCCUGCAGGGCCGCAGCAAGCAGGAGCUGGUUCGAGACUACCUGGAUCUGGAGCGGCGGCUGUCGCAGGCCGAGGAGGAGACCAGGAGGCUGCAGCAGCUGCGGGGGUGCGCCGGCCCGCAGCCCUGCCGUCAGGUGGAGGAGCUGGCCGCCGAGGUCGAGCGGCUCCGGACUGAGAACCAGCGGCUGCGGCAGGAGAACGCCAUGUGGAACCGAGAGGGCGGCCGCCGCGGUGGGGAGCCAGGCACCUAGGGGCACCCCUCAGCCAGGGCGACCCGAGGACAAGGUCCCAUUUCAUACACGCUCAGGCCAGCUGGGGCUCGGGGAGGCAGGUGACAGAUGAAAACCAUGUCCAGCACCCCUUUGCCCCCCGAGAACCGGGAAAGUAGGUUCAGCCUUCCACCUCGUUAUUUCCAUCAUUUGUUCUUUGAUGUCCUCUUCUUUUUCACAAAGAAAUUAAAUGAUUUUCAUGAGCUCAAA
This is a messenger RNA of Ailuropoda melanoleuca (giant panda), 1143 nucleotides long. RefSeq names its product HEXIM P-TEFb complex subunit 2 (gene HEXIM2). Gene Ontology annotation, cellular component: nucleoplasm; cytoplasm; nucleus. Lineage: Eukaryota; Metazoa; Chordata; Mammalia; Carnivora; Ursidae. Gene Ontology annotation, molecular function: cyclin-dependent protein serine/threonine kinase inhibitor activity; 7SK snRNA binding. Gene Ontology annotation, biological process: negative regulation of cyclin-dependent protein serine/threonine kinase activity; negative regulation of transcription by RNA polymerase II. The record is from RefSeq and is a predicted model, not a curated record. The transcript is spliced from 3 exons.